Messenger RNA from Sodiomyces alkalinus F11, 1320 nucleotides. RefSeq lists its product as hypothetical. Gene Ontology annotation, biological process: cellular respiration; ubiquinone biosynthetic process. The transcript has a single exon. Lineage: Eukaryota; Fungi; Ascomycota; Sordariomycetes; Glomerellales; Plectosphaerellaceae. The record is from RefSeq and is a predicted model, not a curated record. Bases 311 to 1075 code for a protein of 254 amino acids. Gene Ontology annotation, molecular function: ubiquinone binding. Gene Ontology annotation, cellular component: mitochondrion.
UGACCGACCAAAAAAGCGUUUUGUUCGACGUGAUAUCCAUCCAUCCUUUGCUUCUACAGCCACAGGUUUGACGUUCAAGAGGGUCGGGGCGCGCUCAGUGGAACAAUAGACCCUGGGGAUUCUUAUAUCAUCACUACAGAAAGCAUUAACAGCAGUGACAAACGGACAAUGGCCUACACUCGUUGAGAAACCCUUCACCAUCUUCAACUCUUCGAAACAAUCUUUUGUCGGCCUCCCAUCAUCCUACCUGACCAGUUCACUCACUUGGAUCGAAACCUUCGUCUCCUGACCGACUCCCACUCACACCCAAAUGUCGCGGCGAUCCGUUUCCCGCCUCGCCACUCCCCUAACGCACGCCCUCUCCUCCCUGGCGCCGUGCACGACACCCUCCUUUCUAUUUCGAGGCGCAACGACCGCCACCACAACCCUCCGCCAUGCCGCUCCGCGCACGACGCAUAGCCGCCGCCCGUUCUUCACCCUUCCCGACCUCCCCUCCGCCCCUCCUCAGACCUUGACCGCCAGCCGCAUCCUCUCCUACCCGACCGCAGACCUCUACACCCUCAUAUCCGACGUCGACUCCUACUCCACCUUCGUCCCCUACUGCUCCCACUCACGCGUCACCCGCUGGACGACACCACCGCCGGGACAGUCGCCCGACGAUCCAAACUCCCGACCCUGUCCGGCGCAAGCUGACCUCCGCGUCGGCUGGGGCGGCUUCGAAGAGACCUUCACAAGCCGCCUGCGCUGCGUACCCGGUCAGAGCGUCGAAGCCGUCAGCGGAGCCGAGAUCGACGGGACGGGCGACCACCCCGGCGGCGCCGUCUUCAAGAGCCUCGUGACGCGGUGGACGGUGCAGCCACUCGAACACAACAUGACGGCAGCGGGGAACGAGGGCACCGCCGCUACCAAGGUCGACCUCGUCAUCCGCUUUCAGUUCGCCAAUCCGCUGUAUUCGGCCGUGAGCGCAGCCGUAUCUGACAAGGUGGCCGGCGUCAUGGUUGAGGCGUUCGAGAAGCGCGCGAGGUGGAUGCUUGGGGCGCCAAGAUCGUCCCUUACACUUAACGGGAAUAUUUGAAAGACGGCAGGAGGAUUGAAUUGGUCCUCAAAACUGACAACAAGACGAAAAUAGACACCGGUGCAGACAUAAACAGACAGACGACUGUGUUUAUACCGAAGCAACCCCGCACAAUUCUAGACCUUCGUACAUAAUGUAUAAGAGAAAAAUGUUAGGGAAACAAAGAAAAAAGGACAUGAAAAAUAAGACAUCUCAUAGACAACGCUUCCUAGCCAGAAAUAGCAGUCUCUUCCACGGUCCUCUCC